UGGCAAGAACAUAUAUACUUUAUGGGGUCGGAAACGAUUCGUUCUACCUGUAACAUACUUUCCGACGUAUCUGGUAUACCCUUUUACCAGAGACCAUAGAAUACUUCUUAUUACUUAUAGUAUCAUUGUUUUUACUCUACGACUAACGGGUGCAAUUGCAAAUACCUCAACAUAUCCACAGGAAGCAACAACAGUUUCGAAGGUGCGAGUUUCGUCGAUAUGUUUGGCUUUUCCGCUUCACAAAUCGUGACGUUAAUGCUAACGAAACGGGUUCGAGAAAAGUACCAUCCAAAGUUUUAAAAUAAAGACUGAGCCCACUUCUUAAACAAAAAUAUGAUUUGGUUGGUGUUGUGAAUCGGUAACGCCAACAAACUUGCGUAAAGUCAGACAAUUGAAACUUGGGAAAAUCGGCUAUGCUUUACCCUUUUGUUUGCCCUAGGUAAUGGACAGUUUGAGUUCCUUUUCACAUAUAUUUCCUCACAUUUGUAUAUCCCUACUUAGAUAAAAAAAUAAGGGUCCUUCCCAAUAUUGACUCUUGGUGGUUAGGUCUUAUGUAUUACACCUGUGGAUUGCCUUGAUUUCGUAUUGAGCCAAAACUUACAGACAUGUUGAAGUUUAUAAAAAGUGCUCUAUGAAAUUCGAAGACCCCAUAUUCACAAACGUAGUAGAUCAUAGGAUUGCACCUGUCACGGGCUGGAGGUAUAUUUAUUAUGAAAUUGGUUAGCUGAUAGUUGGAUUUAAAUUAAAGGCAAUUUGCAAUGCAACACUCUUCUGCGAUUUUAUCGAUUUUUAUUGGUAUACCCUCUGCGAAGAAGAAGAAAAUAACAUUUAUUCUGUAACAUUUUUGUUUUUUCCUUGACUGCAUUCCACUUUAUCAAGACCCGAAAAUUCGGCAUUAGCUAAUUACAGAUUUUAUUUUUUUUUGUCAUUUAUGCCACAGCCUGAAAUAGACCUCGAUAGCUGCCCAGGAGUGUACUUUAAGUUGGGAAAGCUUUCGAUUAAGACUCUUUAAGAAUGUAGCGUUGCCCAGGACAACUAGCUUGUGCCCAAUCAAUGGAAAAAUAAAUAAAACGAAACUUCGUUGUGGAGCAAGCCCAGGAAUUCGGGUUUACUACGCCAGUCAUACAAAAGAAAUACCGAGUCAUCUACUCUGUGUGCCAGUUUAAGUUUGACCCCGUAGGUUUGAGCCUCUAAUCUUGAUGGGUGAUUAGUUCCGCAGCCAUAAUGGCACCCAAACGGAAGCGUCGCGGGUGCAGCGAGGCGCGGCCCAGAAGCAAAUCCAAAGACCAGUCGGAGGCGAAGCACUUGCAACUACUCGACGAGCUGGAUUUGGCGGACAGCUGCUGCGAAAUCUGCCACUGCGACUGCUACAGCUCCCACAGCAGCAGUUCUGUGAGUGGGCGCGGCAAUCGAGGGCAGAAAAGCGUGAAGGAGUUGGUGCAACUGGACAAGGAGAUUCAGGCCUUGGACCAAUUACAACGACGGGAGAGUGGCAAGUGCAAAAGAAGUAUUAGCAGCCAAAGCCUCAGGAGUGCUUCCAAAUCCCCAACGGAGGGGAAGUCCUCCCGCAGCAGGCAGGGAUCUUCUGAUUGCCAGAAAGGCCACUCAGGUUCGGGCAGAAGUCGGCGGUCAAGAAGCGCCGGUAGCCGUGACAGUGAGUCCUGGAAAAAGCUCUUGCAGGACAAAACAGAACCCAUUCCUCAGGAACGGCGACGACACAUUGGUCAAAAAGAUUGCAGGAUGCUUAAACUUUAUUUAGGCGUACCGACGGACGCCCCCGCUCUAUCGAUUAUUGGACGUGCUAAGUCAAAGUCGCAUGACAAUAUAGCUCUGGUUUCAAGCCAACCGAGAGCCAAGAAGAGUUCGCUGUGCACAUCGAUGGCCAACUUGUGCCUUGCGCCAACGGUGCGAGCCGCCUUCCAGCAGGUGCCGAGCCACGACCAGAAGAUCCUUAAUUGCAUGGCGGGAAAGCGAAGCCAGCAGGCCGCCGACAAGGAGACGUCCUGGCUAGCGCGCAAAUUCUGGGAAAACGAACGACUGGAGCGGCAGCUUCUUCGUGUGGAGCAGUUGGAGGCGUACAAGCAGGCGAUUCAUGAUAAACAGUUCCAGGACUACCUGGUAACGAAGGCCCGCCUGCAAGCUCUGGCUGAAAGGGAUAUGGCGGAACUAAAGCGAUUGCGUGGGGCGCUCCACGCCAAGGACGCUGCGGCCAAAAAGCGUCUGGAAGCCAGGCGACUAGAACGUGAUCUUAAUUUCUGUCAGCGUCGGAGCGAGGAGUUGCGCCGCAGUGAGGCCGUCACUGUUCACCAGGAAGAGCAGCACUUGGACGAAACGUUGCGCAGGCGUGACAUAUGCAUGAGGCUUACGCAAAAGCUUCGUCGGGCGGGCGAGUUGCGGGACCAGUUUCUGGAGGCGUAUCUGAAGCGGAUGCAGCACGACAACUUUCUUGAGCAGGCACACCACGAGGAGCAAUGGCGGGAGCGGCAGCAAAAAGAACGAUUGCGCCGGGAUCAGCUGCGCGAGGACAUCGAGCGCAAGCGGCAUCAGUCCCAGCGCUUCGUUGAGUGUCGCCAACGUCGACAAGAUGACCGCUUCCGUACUGCCAAAAUUUCGGCCAGUCUGCGGGAACUGGUUCGGCAGUCAGUAAGAUCGGAAGGUGUCAGUAGCGGCACGGUGGGUCAGGAUAUUCCAGCCCUCAACUCGUACGCCCAGCAGGAAGUGCAGGCGGGCCGGUUGCUUUUCCAACAAUCUUUGAGGUAAGCACUUGUAUAUGUGCUGGGAUGUUGAAGAUUAUUAUGUAUAUACUAAAUUGUUGAUGGUAUAAUGUAAAUAAAUUGCGUUGACUUUGAAGAUAAA
This is a messenger RNA of Drosophila biarmipes, 2856 nucleotides long. Its product is annotated as trichohyalin. The transcript is spliced from 2 exons. The record is from RefSeq and is a predicted model, not a curated record. Bases 1225 to 2760 code for a protein of 511 amino acids. Lineage: Eukaryota; Metazoa; Arthropoda; Insecta; Diptera; Drosophilidae.